Messenger RNA from Drosophila montana, 2096 nucleotides. RefSeq names its product cysteine dioxygenase type 1. Bases 1191 to 1946 code for a protein of 251 amino acids. Gene Ontology annotation, molecular function: cysteine dioxygenase activity; ferrous iron binding. The transcript has 5 exons. Lineage: Eukaryota; Metazoa; Arthropoda; Insecta; Diptera; Drosophilidae. The record is from RefSeq and is a predicted model, not a curated record. Gene Ontology annotation, biological process: L-cysteine catabolic process.
AUUGCGUGCAGUGUUAGGCAACUGCUCCUGUCUGUUAAUAUUGCAAAGUGUAUGUAAAAUGUAAACAAAUGUUAAUACUGUUAUUUACCCAACAUGUUAACUUAGGUAUAGAAACCUAAUUAUGCUGCUCUGUUAUUUACAGGCGAAAGAUCUUAGCUGGCAUUUCAGAGUUUAAACGACUUAAUAGUGAGAUAAUAGACUUUGAUGGCGAUCAAUCUCUACACAAACCUUGCUUUUCGUCUAAUACCAAGAAAGUAAAGAUUACUCUACAUAUUUCUCAACAAGUCGGAGUAAAUAACCGAACCGUUGACUUGAAAAAGUAUUUUCUUAUUGUGAUACCAAGUUGUGUGGAGUGCAUAUUCCCCAGGAUCAACGGGAAAUGACUUUAAAAUAUUAUCAUGCACGGUCCCGUCCAUAAUCUGAAUUUCUGUAUUAGCCUAAAGGAAUUUACAAUUAAAUGCAGAUAAUUGAAAAACAACGCUUGACACACAUUGUUUUCGUCUCGAACCGCAUUUGACCCCAGGCCAAAUUUAAGAUAACAACAACAAAAGCAAAUCUCUUAGGCUUGGUUUCCCACAGAGCCGAUGAUAGCUGCUUUCUUCUGCAAAUAUCGAAAAAACAACAACAGAAGCAGCAGCAACAGCAACAACAUAAACAACAACAACAACAACAACGAGUCGUCUUCAUAAUUAAUAGUUGCUGAUGGGUCUGCAAAGGCGAAGACAACAACAACAACAACAACAACAGCAACGGGAGUCACAACGACUCAAUGGUUCGCAGCAACGCAAACAAAGCCGAAAGAAAAGAAAAAGAGAGAAGCAAGAAAUAUGCAAAUAACUAAAACAACAACAACAACAGCAGCAACAGCGACUACAACGGUUGAGCAGCAGCAAUGGCUGCCAGCGUCGGCGACGGCAGCGGCAGCGGCCAAAAAGCGCUCAAAAUGCCAUUCGAGUCCGGGGCAUGUCACUCAAAUUGCGUUUUGAGUGAAAAACUGACGUUUUGCAUGGGCCAACGGAUUCCCAUAAAUUGGUGAAAGAUACCAAAAACGCGCACACAAACCAACUGAACGGCGCCGCAUUCAACUGGCAGAGCCACCAAUUUAACAGUGUUGCAGUGCAGUGCAAAUACUACACAAUUACCCACAAUUCAAAACUUGAUUCAAAGGAAGAAACCAAACAACAAACAAUAUGGUCAAUCAAAGCACGUGCAAAAUGGCCCUGUCCAAAAUCGAUGCAAUAGAUACGGAUAUCGAGCACAUCGACCAGGAGAAAUAUCUGCGCCAGGCCACGCAAUAUUAUUGCGCUCUGGAGAAGCCGCUCAAAUACGGACCCGAGGUGGAGACGCUGCCGGAUCUGAUAUCGGCGCUGCAUCGCGAAUUCGAGUCGAACUAUGUGAACAUCGAGAUGGUCAAUCAUUUGAUGCUCAGCUACAAAUCGAAUCCGAAGGAAUGGCGCAAAUAUGCCAAGUUCGAUCGUUACACGUAUACGCGCAAUCUGGUCGAUGCCGGCAACGGCAAGUUCAAUCUGUUGAUACUCUGCUGGGGUGAGGGUCACAGCUCCUCGGUGCACGAUCAUGCCGAUUCGCAUUGCUUCAUGAAGAUGCUCAAGGGUGAGCUGCGCGAGAAACGCUACCGGUAUCCCAAUCGACCCACGAGCAGCGAAAAUCAGCCGGAACACGAUCACGAUCACGCGGAGAUCAACGAUCACGAGCUGCAGGAGAUCGGUGAGACGCCCAUACCCGUUAAUGACGUGGCCUAUAUAAAUGAUAACCUGGGCCUGCAUCGCGUGGAGAAUCCGAGUCAUGCGGAUACAGCCGUUUCGCUGCAUCUCUACUGUCCGCCCUUCGACACGUGCAGCAUUUUCCAGGACAAUGGCAAAAAGGCCACGGCCAAGGUGACAUUCUGGAGUAAAUACGGCGUUCGAACCAAGCCAACGGACCAAUAGAAUUGUGCAAUACACUUCCCUAGUUUUUAUAUAGUUUAUAUAGUUUAUAAUUCGCCUACGUCUAUGUAUAUAUUUAAGUCUUAGCUAUACCAAAAAUACGACUUACAUGUUCCCAUUUGACACAUAACAAAAACAACAACAAAAGCUAAA